Acromyrmex echinatior (Panamanian leafcutter ant) is the source of this 924-nucleotide messenger RNA. RefSeq names its product torsin family member. Lineage: Eukaryota; Metazoa; Arthropoda; Insecta; Hymenoptera; Formicidae. Gene Ontology annotation, molecular function: ATP binding; ATP hydrolysis activity. The record is from RefSeq and is a predicted model, not a curated record. Gene Ontology annotation, biological process: cellular response to misfolded protein.
AUUGAAAUUAUAGGAUUAGAAUAUGCACUUACUGCUAAAUUAUACGGGCAACAAAUUGCUCAUGAAACGAUCAUAAAUGCACUUCGGGGCCACUUGAAAAAUUACAAUUCGCAUAAGGCAUUGGUCAUGAGUUUUCAUGGCACACCAGGAACAGGCAAGAACUAUGUCGUGCAGAUGAUUGCCAAAGCUUUUUAUAAAAACGGUGUUCAGAGCAACUAUUUCCAUUUUUUCAAUGGCCGUAAUGAUUUUCCUCUGCAACGAAAAGUAGAUGACUAUCAGGAAGAAUUGUAUAAAAUUAUUUUCAAUGGUCUGCAACAGUGCGAGAGAUCGAUGUUUGUAUUCGAUGAGGUGGAUAAAAUGCCAGAGGGUCUACUAAAUGUACUGGUACCAUUUCUAGACUACAACAAUUAUCACAAAUCCACUAAGAAUAGCAAAUCCGUGUAUCAGAACAAAGCUAUUUUUAUAUUUCUCUCAAACACUGGUAGCACCAAAAUAGUGCAGCAUCUCAAAAACCUGUGGGAGAAGGGCAAGAAACGGGAGGACACAAAACUACAGGAUUUUGAAACACUCGUAGCUGGUGGAGCAUUCACUGAAAAGGGUGGUUUCUAUCAUAGUGACACUAUACAGACUAGUGUGAUUGAUCAUUAUGUGCCGUUUCUACCUCUUGAGGAAGUGCAUGUUAGAAAAUGCUUGGUAAGGUCUUUCACAGAUCGAAGUGUCAUUCCGACAGAGGAGAUGUUACAGGAGGCACUGUCGUAUUUAACUUUUGGCCCUGAGCCGCUUAAUCUGUACUCGAUGGCAGGCUGUAAGAGGAUAGAACAGAAAGUUGCUACUAUUGUGUAUCGUAAACAAUCAGAGUCCAAACCUAUUGAUUGAAAUAAUUUGAAAUACUGAAAUUUUUAAUAAAAGUAAUAAUACUGAUAA